GGCGCACCAUCCUCUUCCAAUCCGCCUGGCCGUUUUCCUCCUCGGUCGAUUCGACUUGACCUGCCCUUUCCCAAUUUUAGGGUUUCGAAGGUCCCCCAUCGCAUCUCCAUGGCCGACGUCAUCGACAUGCCCUCGGAAGCUCCGGAUCGUAGCGGGAGCAUUCAGACGGACCAGCGGGAGAGCACCACCGCAGGCUCUCCCUCGCCGCCUCUGCCUCCGCCUCCUCCAAGGAAAAGGGGCAGGGAUUCGAAGGAGGAGAGGGACGACUGGCCUCCUGGUCGUCGGAACGACCAUCGUGACUCUAGAGACGGCUCGCCGCCGCUUUCCCCACCUCCUCCCGUAUCAGCGCCGAAGGAUGACAAAAAUCGGGAGUAUCGUAGGCGCAAUAGCCCUAGCUCUCCUUCAUACCGGGACCGCAGACACCCGUCUCCCCGACGGUCGCCGCCGCACGGGCCAUUUAAACGAGCCAGGAAGGAUGGCGGCGGAUACGACCGGCGACGGGGGAGCCCGAGAGGGGGUUACGGUCCAGAUGAAAAAAGUUCCAGGUAUGGUUACGAUUAUGAUAGGGGGUAUGAUCGAGGUGGCUCAGGAGGCAGAGGGUGGUAUGGGGAGGAGAGGUCACAGGGUCGUCAUGGUAAUCGUCUAUCAUAUUGGCCUGAUUCUGGACAUGGCAGUUAUGGUGAUGACUCUGAAACUAUUCAAAGGGGAGGUUUAAUGUCAUACAAGCAGUUCAUGCAAGAACUUGAAGAUGAUAUUUUACCUGCUGAAGCAGAACGCAGGUAUGAAGAAUAUAGAUCUGAAUACAUAUCCACUCAGAAGCGAGCAUAUUUCGAAGCUCAUAAGGAGGAAAAAUGGUUGAAAGACAAAUAUCAUCCAACUAAUUUAGUGGUAGUGAUUGAAAGGAGGAAAGAAUUGGCCAAAUCUAUUGCAAAAGAUUUCCUGCUCGAUUUACAGAGUGGAACACUUGAUGUUGGUCCGGGAUUAACAGCCACAUCUGCUAGAAAAUCUGGGAAUAGUAGUGAACCAAACUCUGAAGAAGAGACAGAUAUUAGUGGGAAAAGGAGAAGGCAUGGUAGGGGACCCGCUAAAGAAAAUGAACAGCUUUCUGCUGCUCCCAAGGCUAACCCAGUCAGUUCUGAGAUUCGCCGAAUUCAAAUAGACAUACUACAAGCACAAGCCUUAGUACGUAAGCUUGAUAUAGAGAAGGGUAUACAAGAUAAUGUCCUUUCUAGUAGUGAUCAAGAUGAUGCAGAUAAGACACAUGGGGGAUCCUUGGGACCAAUUGUAAUUAUACGCGGGCUUACCACUGUCAAGGGCCUUGAGGGUGUUGAACUACUAGACACUUUGAUUACUUAUCUGUGGCGUGUCCAUGGCUUAAAUUAUUAUGGAAUGUCUGAAACUUCAGAAGCAAAGGGGCUUCGGCAUGUUAGAGCUGACAUUAAGGCUGAUGGAGCUAAUUCUAGUGGUUCUGAGUGGGAGCAGAAACUUGAUUCAUUCUGGCAAGCAAGGCUGGAAGGUCAGGAUCCCUUGGAAAUAUUGACAGCUAAAGAUAAGAUUGAUGCUGCAGCUACUGAGGCCCUAGAUCCUGUUGUGAGAAAAAUAAGAGAUGAAAAAUAUGGUUGGAAGUAUGGAUGUGGAGCCAAAGGUUGCACAAAGCUUUUCCAUGCUCCUGAAUUUGUCCAUAAACAUCUCAAACUGAAACACCCAGAACUUGUGAUUGAAUUCACAUCAAAUGUUCGAGAAGACCUUUAUUUUCAAAAUUAUAUGAAUGAUCCCAAUGCACCUGGUGGAACACCUAUCAUGCAACAGUCUGCACCAAAGGCAAGAAUACAAAGACGGAGGCUGUUAGAUAAUCGUCUUAGAGAUGCACAUGGCAACCGCAUAGAGCUCAACAGGAAUAGAGAUGAUGACAGGAAUGACAGCUCACCUAGUGAUAACCAUGGUGGUUUGGAUGGAGAAACUUAUGAGAAGCCUCCAUAUGAUGCCCACAGGGGGGGUUUGCACAGUGCUUUUCCUUCAGACAUUCCUCCGCCGCCUAUCUUGGUGCCUGUUCCUGGUGCUGGUCCACUUGGACCUUUCGUGCCUGCCCCACCAGAGGUGGCUAUGCGUAUGCUUACUGAUCCUGGUGGGCCGUCAUCCUUUGAUACUGCUGGGGGUCUACAUGGUAGAAAAGGACGGCUUGGCCAGCAACUAGGUGGCACAGCAGCACCAAUUCUCGCUAUGCCUCCACCUUUUCGACAUGAUCCACGCCGCAUGAGGAGUUACAGAGAUCUCGACGCACCAGAUGAUGAAGUCACUGUACUAGACUACAGGAGUUUGUAGGCUCUCCCAUUUCUGUUGUGUUUCGCAAAUCACAAUCCUCAAAGGAGCGUACGUUUCCCCCAGUUGUAAAAUAGACAAAGUUCUUUGAACCUGUGAUGAUUCCUUUUGCAGUCUAAAGGGAUGAUUCUAAUACGAGAUGCAUUAUGCGCAUUCAAAUAAUCUUAGUAUUUGAACUGCAAAACCUAACAAUCCUUUGUAUGACAUUUGCACCAUAUGUACACCUAGUUGUCAUUGUUUAGUCGAUCUUUCUUCCCACCUGGAUCAUUAUUACAAAUGUUACUUGUUGCUAUCAACUGUUAUUCGAUUCCUCUGUUCGUUCUUU
Molecule: messenger RNA, 2644 nt
Organism: Zingiber officinale
Lineage: Eukaryota; Viridiplantae; Streptophyta; Magnoliopsida; Zingiberales; Zingiberaceae
Product: serrate RNA effector molecule-like
Exons: 12
Coding region: 109-2322 (737 amino acids)
Biological process (GO): primary miRNA processing; mRNA processing
Cellular component (GO): nuclear body
Source: RefSeq, a predicted model, not a curated record